Malus domestica (apple) is the source of this 447-nucleotide messenger RNA. Its product is annotated as basic leucine zipper 43. Gene Ontology annotation, biological process: regulation of DNA-templated transcription. Gene Ontology annotation, molecular function: DNA-binding transcription factor activity. The record is from RefSeq and is a predicted model, not a curated record. Lineage: Eukaryota; Viridiplantae; Streptophyta; Magnoliopsida; Rosales; Rosaceae.
AUGCCGAUCAACCCGACCCGAUUCUUCCACAUCUCUCAUAUCCAUGUUCCAACCCAUGGUUUCUCAGCAAACACCUCAUCUCUUGGCAACGAAGCCGCCUUCGGUGAAGCAGGGGAGCGGGACAUGAACUACGAAAGAAAGCUCAAGAGAAUGAUAUCCAACAGGGAGUCUGCAAGGAGGUCGCGAAUGCGUAAGAAGAAGCAGAUUGAAGAGCUGCAGUAUCAGGUGGAUCAGCUCCAUUCUACCAAUCGCCAGCUCUCGGAGAAGCUCAUCCAACUGUUAGAAGGCAACCAACAGAUCCUCCAGGAGAAUGCUCAGCUGAAGGAGAGAGUCUCUUCCCUUCAAAUCAUCCUUGCCGAUCUCAUUGCACCUCUGAGGAUUGAGGGAGAUGUCACCGUUAACACAAAUGGCAAUCAGCUUACAGCCGAAGAUUCAAGCACGCCAUGA